This is a messenger RNA of Lasiodiplodia theobromae, 1272 nucleotides long. RefSeq names its product F-box domain cyclin-containing protein. The record is from RefSeq and is a predicted model, not a curated record. Lineage: Eukaryota; Fungi; Ascomycota; Dothideomycetes; Botryosphaeriales; Botryosphaeriaceae. The transcript has 3 exons. Bases 1 to 1272 code for a protein of 423 amino acids. Gene Ontology annotation, molecular function: protein binding.
AUGGGUCGGCCCGGUCCCGUCGGAUGGCCCUGGACGGCAAAGCUCUCUCUGUCGCGCCUCCCGGACGAGGUGCUGAUUCUCAUUAUUGAGCGCUGCGACAUCGACGCCCUGCUGCAGCUGCGCCUGACAAGCCGCGCCUUUCGCUCCCUGAUCGCCACCUACGAGAGCACCAUUGUCCAGCAGGUCGCCCGCACCACAUUCCCCGGCUGCAAGCUCAUUCUGCGUCCGCCCGAAGACCAUGAUCUGCUGAAAUCCCCCUACAACCUGAACUGGCUCACCGGUCUGAUCCCGAAACACCUGGCUGCCAUCGUCGUAGACCGCCACCGCUUCUGCGGCACCCCGCUGCCCGCCCUGGACGGCGUCCCCGCCGAUGACGAGAUUGGCGACGAAAUCCGCUCCCACAUCGCCCACGGCUUCAGCAUCCUCGAGACGCUGUCGCUAAUCGCCCAGGAUGUCGAGGACACGCCCGAUUCCAAGAUCGAAUCCAAGUUGCCGCCAGAACUCGUGUCACGCGGCCCGCCCGCUCCGCGCUGGCGCAAGUAUACGCCCAACCGCGUCUACCGUCAGACCAAGCGCGCUCUGUGGUCGUGGCGCCGCCCGCAGGAGAGCGCUGAGAAGAAGCGCCGUGCCGUCAUGCAGCGUCGCCAGGACCUGAUUACCGCCCUGCAGUGCAACUUCAUCGACAAGCGCCUGACGCCUGACGAAGCUGCCGAUUUUGAUGCAAUGUGGACGGUGCUGCGCAUGGCUUUCCAGCACCACCGCUAUUUCAACAUCGGUGUGCCGCUGUUCGACUGGGGCAAGCCCGACCGCCGCGACGUCUUCUGGGGCAACUCGUGGGUUAACUGGUACAUCCUGCGCGCCGGCUCGUCUUUCUGGUGGCGCAACUACUGGCUCAAGAGCAUUCGCGCCGCCGCCGCUGGCGGAUCCAACACCGACGGCCAGCUACUCCUCGAAGACUUCACCAAGCCCGGAAACAGCAGUAAGAGAAAGCGAUCGAAGGCCAGCAAGAAGGAUUCGCGCCCCACCGGCUGGGCCGAGAUCAAUCUCGCCUGGCACAUCCGGACUCGGGAACAGAUCGAAAUUGAGCGAGCUGGCGCCGAGGAGGUUUUCGCGACAAUUCGCCAACGGAUGAAGGGCGCACAUACCGUGCGCCUGCCCACCUUUGAUGAGUACCGUGCCAUGGUGCGCAGCUUGAGAGGCGAAGGAAGCACCACCGGCCACGACCAGGACGACCCUCUCAAACGUUACUGCGCCACCAUGACCAUAUUCUGA